AUGGCUUCGUCACUUCUGACAUCUCCCGGUAUGAUCUCCACUACCGGUCCCACCGUGGUUGUCCAGUCAGUCUUCUUACCCUUUGGAUCACUCCGCCUGAUCCGUCCGUAUAACAAGCCGUCCUUGUUCCUCUCCUGUCGCUCUUCUGUGUCCACAAAGGCGGCUACUAGUGCUAAUGACCUCAAACCCGCCGUGGAACGGUGGCCGGAGUACAUUCCGAACAAGCUCCCCGACAAGGCCUAUGUGCGUGUUUUCGACACGACGCUUCGUGACGGUGAACAAUCUCCCGGUGGAUCCCUUACUCCACAGCAGAAACUAGAGAUUGCCUGGCAGCUCGCUAAACUCCGAGUAGAUGUCAUGGAAGUUGGUUUUCCGGUGUCAUCUGAGGAAGAGUUUGAAAUCAUCAAAACCAUUGCCAAGACCGUGGGGAACGAGGUGGAUGAGGAAACAGGUUACGUCCCCGUGAUAUGCGUCAUCGCACGAUGCAAACAUAGCGACAUUGAGGCGGCUUGGGAGUCGGUGAAGUACGCGAAGAGGCCGAGGAUAACCAUAUUCGCAUCUACUAGUGACAUUCACAUGAAAUAUAAGUUGAAAAAGACUAAAGAAGAAGUCAUCGAGAUGGCCGUGAGUAGUGUUAGAUUUGCUAAGAGCAUAGGCUUCAACGACAUCGAAUUUGGUUGCGAAGAUGGCGGCAGGACGGAUAAGGAUUUUAUGUGCAAGAUUCUAGGAGAAGGGAUAAAAGCGGGUGCAACCACGGUUGGAUUCGCGGACACUGUAGGGAUCAACAUGCCGCCUGAAUUCGGAGAACUUGUGAACUAUGUCAUAGCAAACACUCCUGGAGCUGAUGAUGCUGUCUUCGCCGUUCAUUGUCACAACGACCUUGGUGUUGCUACCGCCAAUACGCUCUCCGCUAUAUGUUCGGGAGCAAGACAAGUCGAAGUAACAGUAAAUGGAAUAGGUGAAAGAAGUGGCAAUGCGCCGCUUGAAGAGGUCGUGAUGGCUUUGAAAUGUCGAGGAGCAUAUCUGAUGGAUGGUGCUUACACGAGAAUAGACACACGCCAAAUUAUGGCUACUAGCAAGAUGGUUCAAGAAUAUACUGGUUUGUACGUUCAACCACAUAAGCCUAUAGUUGGAGAUAAUUGUUUUGUUCAUGAGAGCGGAAUUCACCAGGAUGGAAUAUUGAAAAACCGGAGUACAUAUGAGAUCUUAUCACCAGAAGAUGUUGGAAUUGUAAAAUCUCAAAAUUCCGGCAUUCUUCUUGGAAAACUUAGUGGACGUCAUGCUGUGAAAGGUCGGCUAAAAGAGUUGGGAUAUGAAAUCGAUGAUGAGAAAUUAAACGACAUUUUCGCACGGUUCAGAGAAUUAACAAAGCAGAAAAAGAGAAUCACGGAUGAUGAUAUGAAGGCGUUAGUAAUGUGCAGUGAUGAAAUCUCCUCAAAGAUACCAAUCCCUCAGAUUUCCUCUGUUGUAUUAAAUGUUUGA
Messenger RNA from Arabis nemorensis, 1482 nucleotides. NCBI's taxonomy places the organism in Eukaryota, Viridiplantae, Streptophyta, Magnoliopsida, Brassicales, Brassicaceae. The record is from the annotation of a GenBank genome assembly.